Molecule: messenger RNA, 1007 nt
Organism: Phalacrocorax carbo (great cormorant)
Lineage: Eukaryota; Metazoa; Chordata; Aves; Suliformes; Phalacrocoracidae
Source: RefSeq, a predicted model, not a curated record
GGGAAAAAUUUCCACCGUCUCAGGCGCAAGACCUAAAUUUAGCCGGUUUUACGAGAGGUCUGGCAGGCGGCCGGGAGCCUUAACGAGGCUUUAUAAAGCUCGUCAAGCUGCCCCCCCUCGAAAUAACCGCUCCCGCUUUGCCGGGAGGAGGAGGACGAGGAAGGGGGCUUUGCUCUUCCUCCCCGGCGGGAGCUGGGGGUCAGAGGUGGGGGGGUUACACAGUGGAUGACCGUGAAAUCCUCGGCUGCUUUCCCAUCGGAGCACAGCUUUCAUCGCUCAGCGUCGCCCGCUGGCACCAUGGAGCUUUUUGGGAGCUUCGUCCGGCCCCGCGGCGAGACUUUGGGGUUCCCAGCAGCUCGGCCUGGCAACACCGGCGCUGUGAAGACCUUGGGCAACACCUAUCAGUUCACAGUGGACGUCAGUGACUUCGCCCCCGAGGACAUCAUCGUCACCACCUCCAACAACCAGAUCGAGGUGCAUGCCGAGAAGCUGGCCGCGGACGGCACCGUCAUGAACACCUUCACCCACAAAUGCCAGCUCCCCGAAGACGUGGACCCCACGUCGGUGUCGUCCUCGCUGGGGGACGAUGGCACGUUGACCAUCCGGGCUCAGCGACAGCCCGCCAAGCACACCGACCACGUCCAGCAAACCUUCCGGACUGAGAUCAAGAUCUGAGGGCUCCGGGGUCCCUUUUUUCCCCUGCUUCUCCUUGUUAAUUAUUUGGGUAAUUAGGGAAGGAGGUGGGAUGUGGGGUAGGGGAUGGGAACGCUCCCCCUGCAAGGUGCAACCUGUGGCAGGGGGUCGGCGUGGAGAGACGCAUCCUGUCACCCACCGGAGAAGCUCCGGAGGGGAGUCCUGGCUCUGGUGAUUUUUAGCCAGAGAGGGUUGAUGGGGAAGAUCCAGCGUGCCAAGAGCCCCACCAGGAGCGAGGUUCCCUUCCCCAACCUUCUGCCAGAGCUUGUCUCUGUAUAUACAGCUUGUGAUGAUAAAUUAUUGAGAACGCCUGA